This is a messenger RNA of Moneuplotes crassus, 1352 nucleotides long. The record is from the annotation of a GenBank genome assembly. Lineage: Eukaryota; Ciliophora; Spirotrichea; Euplotida; Euplotidae.
GCUACGCUAUCUAUAUGAUGUUCGUUUGCUUGCUAAGUCAAGCUCUAUCUACAAAAAUAGGUUUUAAAGAUGGAUUCCAACUAGAGGGAACAGGAUUUGUGCAAUCAGAAUUUACAAACUUAAUAGACCAUUUCGAUCCAACUGAUGAGAGAACUUAUACACAAAGAUUCUGGUACAAUGCUGAUGCUUUCGACUUCAAGAAUGGUCCAAUUUUUCUGUAUAUUUGUGGGGAAUACGUCUGUGGCGUAAAUGAAGAACGUCAGUUCCCUGUCAAAGUAGCACAAGAAUUCAAUGGACUCUUCCUUUACCUUGAGCAUAGAUACUAUGGAGAAUCCCAGCCAUUUAGUGAUGAUCUUGAGACAAAGGAUUUAGUAUACCUCUCAGCCAAGCAUGCUCUAGCUGAUCUAGCUGUGUUUCUUACAACUCUUAAUGACAAGAUUGUUGAAGAAAAUGGAGGACAAAAACGCAAAAUCAUUGUUGUAGGAGGAUCUUACCCAGGAGCUCUGUCAGCAUGGUUUAGAGCCAAGUAUCCACAUAUUGCUGAAGCUUCAUGGGCUUCAUCUGCUGUUGUUCAGGCUGUGGAAGACAUGCAUAUGUAUGAUUACCAAGUCUAUAAUACCACAAUGAGGAGCUCAUCAUCCUGUACUCAGGUUAUCCAAGAUACGACCAAAUUCUUCGAUAACUUAGUUGAUGAAGGUGACAGGACAACACUUGAUGAAAUUAAAAGUUAUUUUAAUGCUGAACACUAUUCUGAUGCUGAUUUUGCCAUCUCAUUUGCUAGCUCAUUUGCCGGCAAAGUUCAAUAUGGAGGAUCUCCAGAUAUGUGCCAUUUCCUUGAAACUCUGAUUAAUUCUUCAGUAUUCGAUCAAUUUAAAGCAAUUGCAAAGGAUGACGAACUCUAUGGCCACUUCCUGAAAGCUCCUAGACUCAAUGCUGCUAGCACAGGAAGAGCUUGGCAUUAUCAAUAUUGUACAGAGUACGGAUACUUCCAGACUCCUCAUGAUGAUUCUCCUAUGCGUUCAAAACUUCUCAAAAGACCUUAUUGGGACGAAGGAUGUCAAGAAUCUUUUGGAAAAGAUAUCUUAACUCAAGCCAAGGCUACCAAUGUUCACUUUGGAAGUGAUUUUGUGAGAGGCUCCAACACCUUCUUUACAAAUGGAGGUGAAGACCCAUGGCAAUGGGUUGGAGUGACCGAAGUCUACGAAGAACUUAACCAAAAAUCAAGACUUAUCCAAUGCGAAGGCUGUGCUCACUGUGUAGAACUCUAUAACGAGGAAGAAGAUGAUGCUGAUACUCUUAAACAGGUCAGAAUAGAAAUCAAAGAAUGGCUCAGAGAUAUUAUCUACGGAUAA